UCAUCUCUCUCCUUCGCUGGACUGAUUUCUGUGUCUCGCAUCCACGCACUCGAAUGCGGUUCACUUUUUGAUGUCUGGGGGUACGAAGAUACAGUUGAUGCCUUGCAUGGAGGAGCCAUCCGUACCGAAACUGCUUUACGAGACGCGACGUCACGCUUCGGGAACCUACACUUCCAAUUUCCCUUCCCCAUACCAGGUAAAUGAAGGUGCUAAGGGAGGCCUCUUACACUUGCUUUCGGUUCGAGGUGUCAGUCAACUCAAAGAGAAAUGGACAGAAUAUAAUCAGCCAAAACGACUUAGAAGGCUUAUAUCCCUGUUUAUUUCCCCAAGAGGCAAACAUGUUGCUGUUGCUACUGGAAAUCAAAUAACUACUCUGAGUAAAGAGGAUGACUACCGGGAGCCAUGUGGCAUUUUCACUAGUUGCAGCCUUUGUACAUUUAGUGUAGGAGCUUGGUCUGAGGAUGGUGACAUUCUUGGGAUUGCUGAUGAUACUGAUACACUGUAUUUUAUCAAGGCGAAUGGUGAGGUGAUAGCAGAAAUUACAAAGAAGCAUUUAAAAGUAUCUUCACAAAUAGUUGGCAUAUAUUCCGAUAGUGAUUUAAAUACGCAGAAGUCUUUCUUGUUCGCUGUCAUUACAUUAGAUGGUUCACUGCAACAUAUUGAGAUCAGUUAUGAGCCAAGUGUCUCCUUUUCCAAGCAGAUUUCUGAUCACAGGAAGCAUCUCUGUAACAAUGUCUGUGCCUUUGACUACCAUCAUGAACUUAAACUUUUUGUAGUUGUUGCCUAUUCCACCACCACGUCUCUAACAUCUGGCAAAAGCUCUGGGUCCGGCUAUCUUACUCUGUGGCGUAAAAGUGCGAGCGCAGAGUUGGAGCAGUUUUGUUCUGUUCAGUUUGAAGGCAUCUAUUUGAAACCAAAAGGCUUUAAAGGUCAGCUAACAUAUCCGAAGGUGCUAAUCUCAACAGAAGGCACCUUUAUUGCGACUCUAGAUUUGAGUGGGUCAUUGCAAAUUUUUAAACUGGACAAAGAAAGGUUUACCCUCUCUAGAUUUUCAUGGGGAAAGGGAGAUGAUUUACCUGAUCCUGAUAAUUUAUCAAAAGGAGGGAGGGCAUCUUUUGUGGAUAUUAUGGAUUUUACUUGGUGGUCUGAUCAUAUUAUUACUACUGUCAAUAAGAGUGGUGUGGCUGUGCUGAUUGACAUCCUUGAUGGCUCAAAAGUUCAGGAAGAUGAUCCUGCAUACUUUAUGCCUGCUCUGGAGAAGGCAGCAACAUCUAAAGGCCACCAGUUUCUUUUGGCAAGUUUUUUGUGCCAAGAAAAUUAUGAUUCUUCUGAGGUUGUGGCCUUAGAUAAGUUGCAGCGGAUGGAGUGGGUCACUGAAGAUGCACUGAAUCAGAUUCACUUUUUGAGGUUGCACUGGUGCCUUGUUUCAUUUUCUGAGAAAUCUAUUUCUGAAAUGUAUGAUAUGUUAAUCAGCCGCAAAAGGUUUCGGGAUGCUCUAAAUUUUGCUGAUAGUUAUGGACUGGAUAAAGAUGAAGUUCUGAAGUCGCAGUGGGUGAAUUCUGACCAAGGAUCCAAUGAAAUAAACACGUUUUUAUCGAAAAUUAAGGAUCGAGAUUUCAUACUUUCUGAGUGUGUUGAAAGAAUUGGACCAACAGAGGAUGCAGUGAAGGCUCUGCUUGCAUAUGGUCUCCGCAUCACUGACCAAAAUCGAUUUUCUGAAGCAACUUAUCAUAACAAUAGUCAAGUGUGGGAUAUUCGCAUGGCUAGACUUCGGUUAUUACAAUUUAAAGACAGGCUUGAAACAUAUCUUGGAAUAAACAUGGGCAGGUUUUCUGUGCAGGAAUACGGCAAAUUUCAUGUCAUGCCUAUUAGUGAGGCUGCCAUAGCACUGGCAGAAAGUGGAAAGAUUGGUGCCCUAAACUUGCUCUUCAAGCGUCAUCCGUAUUCAUUGACCCCUUCCAUGUUGGACAUUUUAGCUGCCAUUCCGGAAACAGUUCCUGUGCAAACAUAUGGGCAGCUUCUUCCUGGAAGGUCUCCUCCUUCUGGUGUUGCUGUGAGGGAAGAUGAUUGGGUUGAAUGUGAUGAAAUGAUUCGCUUCAUUAAUGAGUCAGUCAAUAGCCAUGACAUUAGCAUCCAAGUGAAAACCGAACCUAUUGUCAAGCAUAGUGCUGGAUUUUACUGGCCAACAACUAAUGAGCUCUCAAAGUGGUAUAAAGAUAGAGCUAGAGCUAUGGAUUGUCUUAGUGGGCAGUUGGAUAAUUGCCUCAGCUUCCUUGACUUUGGUAUUCGCAAAGGUAUAUCUGAAUUGCAGCAGUUUCGUCAGGAUGCCUUGUACUUGCACCAAAUUAUUUACUCUGAUGACAAUGAUGGUGAAUCAUGCUUCAACAUGAGUCUUGUCACAUGGGAACAAUUAACAGAUUACGAAAAAUUUAAAAUUAUGCUUAAGGGAGUCAAUGAGGAAAAUGUGGCUGAAAAAUUAUGCAACAAAGCAAUUCCAUUUAUGCAUGAAAGGUCUAAUAAGAUACCCACAGUAAAAGAUAUUCAUCUUUGCAAUUCUGCAAAUCAAAACGAAGAGGAGUCAUUUCUAGUCAGAUGGUUGAAGGAAAAUGCCUUGGAGAAUAAAUUGGAUAUAUGCUUAUCGGUGAUUGAGGAAGGGUGCAGAGACUUUCAAAGUAAUGCCUUCUUCAAAAAUGAGAUUGAAGUGGUUGAUUGUGCUUUGCAAUGCAUAUAUUUAACCACAGUCACAGAUAAGUGGAGCAUCAUGGCAGCAAUAUUAUCUAAGCUUCCUCAAUUGCAUGAUGGUGCAUUGCAAGUUGAGAACUUUGAAAGAAGACUGAGAGUUGCAGAAGGCCAUAUUGAAGCGGGGAGGCUUUUGGCAUUUUACCAGGUGCCCAAGCCAUUAAGCUUUUUCCUAGAGGCUUAUUCAGAUGGAAAGAAUGUGAAACAGAUUAUUCGCCUCAUACUGUCAAAAUUUAUUCGCCGUCAGCCUGGCAGAUCAGAUAGUGAAUGGGCCAACAUGUGGCGUGAUAUGCAGUAUCUGAGGGAAAAAGCGUUUCCUUUCUUGGACCUUGAGUAUAUAUUGGUUGAAUACUGUCGAGGACUUCUGAAAGCUGGGAAGUUUUCGCUCGCUAGAAAUUACUUGAAGGGUACUAAUUCAGUUGCUUUGGCAGCAGAGAAAGCUGAAAGCCUUGUCAUUCAAGCAGCUAGGGAGUAUUUUUUCUCGGCUUCAAGUCUUGCAUGUUCUGAAAUAUGGAAAGCUAAAGAAUGUCUUAAUCUAUAUCCAAGUAGUGCAAAUGUGAAGGAGGAGGCUGAUAUAAUUGAGGCGCUAACAGUUAAGCUCCCAAACCUUGGAGUGACACUUCUACCUAUGCAGUUCAGGCAAAUAGUAGAUCCAAUGGACAUUGUAAAGAUGGCAAUCACAAGUCAAUCGGGAGCAUAUUUGCAUGUGGAUGAACUGAUUGACGUUGCUAAACUUCUCGGCUUACGAUCACCAGAUGACAUAUCAGCUGUCGAGGAAGCUAUUGCUAGAGAAGCUGCUGUUGCUGGUGAUUUACAAUUGGCAUUUGAUCUUUGUCUUGUUUUGGUAAAAAAAGGGCAUGGAUACAUAUGGGAUUUAUGUGCUGCGAUUGCACGGGGUCCUGCUCUUGAAAACAUGGAUGUAAACUCUCGUAAGCAACUCUUAGGUUUUGCUUUGAGUCACUGUGAUGAAGAGUCCAUUGGUGAGCUUCUCCAUGCAUGGAAAGAUCUGGACAUGCAAGGUCAGUGUGAGACAUUAAUGAUGUCCACAGGAACAACUGCUUCAAACUUUUCAAUUGCAGGAUCAUCUGCUGGCCCACUUUCUGAGAAAAGCACUCCAAACAUAUCAUACCUUAAAGGUUUUGUUCAAGAAUUUGACAGUGGUAGCACAGACAACCAGAAUGUUCAUCUUGAUAAAGUUAGAGAUGUGGUCUCCAUUGUAGCUAAAACCUUGGCUGUUGAAAAUGAUGCAGAUUGGGCAUCGGUUUUGACAGAAAAUGGGAAAGUUCUGGCUUUUGCCGCUUUAGAACUCCCAUGGGUUGCUUGA
Molecule: messenger RNA, 4063 nt
Organism: Neltuma alba
Lineage: Eukaryota; Viridiplantae; Streptophyta; Magnoliopsida; Fabales; Fabaceae
Product: MAG2-interacting protein 2
Exons: 10
Coding region: 71-4063 (1330 amino acids)
Biological process (GO): retrograde vesicle-mediated transport, Golgi to endoplasmic reticulum
Cellular component (GO): Dsl1/NZR complex
Molecular function (GO): SNARE binding
Source: RefSeq, a predicted model, not a curated record